AUUGCCGUGGUGGGAGUGACAACCACCAACUUUCGUUUUACACAGAAAACAUUUUGGUAAUAAUCGUGAAUGCACCAUGCUGAACGAACAGAUUGUAAAAGAUAUUUCAGAACUUAAUGCCAGACUGUUGGACCAUCGCCCAAUAUUACAAGGUCAUAUCAACUAUUUCAUCAAAGAAUUUGAGGAGAAGAGGGGUGAUAGGGAACAAGAGAGGCUAGAAAAAAUGUCAAAGGAAUUAACUACGAUGAAUCAAAUAUUGCUUCCAGAAAGUUUGGAUGCCAUGCAAGUUUACCUCGCAAAUGUGGCAGCCAAAUUGAAAGUAGCCACCGAGGUUUGCCAUAAGAUAGAAGAAAAAGGAAACAGUUUUGAGACUUCAAUUUUAGAGGAAGGCAGACAACGACGGAACAGAGAUUGGGAAGCUUAUUAUGCCAGCCAGCUGGAGAAGUGUGAACAUGUGGAUUCAGAUUUCGAAGAACAAGUGAAAAUAUUACACAGACAUUAUAAUGAAUUGGAAGACAAAUUAACAAACUCUUCGAACCUGGCGGCACAAUAAAAAUGACCUUCUCUAUUAUGAUAUAUGUUAAGAGAUAUGAUAUAUGUUAAGAGAUAUGAUAUAUGUUAAGAGAUACGAUAUAUGUUAAGAGAUGGCUAUGUCAGUGUAUAGUCGCUUUUGAAAUUCCUUUGGACAUCUCGAUACUUCAGGGGUUACAUUCACUUUUGCUCUGUAGGCCCCUGGAAUAUAUCAUGGUGAAAUUGAAAGUGUAAGACUAGCUAUUUCACAGGGGCUUGACAUCUUUCUAUAACCCAGAAUGAAAAAUUAACCCUAGGGUCAGCCCCCGAAACCCACUUGUUUUCACAGGGGCUUGACACGUUUGUAUGAUCCAGAGUGAAAAAUUAACCCUAGGGUCAGCCCCCGAAAUCACUUGUUUUCACAGGGGCUUGACAUGUUUCUAUGAUCCAGAGUGAAAAAUUAACGCUAGGGUCAGCCCCCAAAAUCACUUGUUUUCACAGGGGCUUGACACGUUUCUAUGAUCCACAGUGAAAAAUUUACGCUAGGGAUCAGCCCCCGAAAUCACUUGUUCUUUUCACAAGCGCUUGACACGUUUCUAUGACGCAGAAUGAAAAAUUAACCUAAUAUUGCAUGUUCCUAUGACCUAAAAUGAAAAAUAUGUGAUAAAGGGGACGGACCCUAGAGUUAAUUUUUCAUUCUAGAUCAUAGAAACAUGUCAAGCCUAUGUGAGUUAUUUGAUGGGUCAGUGACUGGCCAGUGAUGCUUAUAUUUUGAAUUAUGUAGAAGAAUUAAAAGCCUGUCAAUUUAACAGUAUGGUGACGUUGAGAUUCAUUUGAUGUAAAUUAAACGAUCAAACUAGUAAUUUGUUUUAUCCACAAGGUGGCGAGGUCAGAGCUUCAAUUUUGCCAUGACAUAUUCCGGGGAUGCAGAAAGUCAAAGUGAAUUCAUGUUAAACGUCAUAUGUGAAAGGGGGGUUCUUCGGGGCAGAUUUGACGCAUGUUCAAAAUUUCAAGUCUCUAAAGUACAUGUGUAGACUUCCUUUUGUCAAAGAAAACAGUAAAACUUUUUUAUAAUGAAUUCCUGGCACCCAGAAGAAAUAUUUCGUUAUAUCAGAAAUUCAUUAUACCGUUUAGAAAUAUAUCAAGUUGAGCUGAAUUAAGUACUUUUAUUUGUAAUGUGUAAAAGUUUGUAUCAAGUCUGAUCAUCUUAAUGUUUUACUAUUUGAUGAUUUUAAUUUUUUUUAUGUUUGAUAAAUUUGGAUUUUUGAAAUUAUAAACAAUGCAGAAGAUUUAUUGCUGAUUCAUGUUUAAAAUGAGGCUUAGAAAAUGGGAAUCUCUUGCUUUCCAACUCUUUCAUUGAGAGUGAGACACCUAAUUUCGGAUCCAAAUUUUAUACAUCGAUCAUCCAUAUACAGCUUAAAUAAAUUAUAACUAUAAAAAUUAUUGUUGGGAAAUAUUAUCAGGUGUGAUGUUGUUAAAGAAUAUGUUAUAACACUAAGACUUUCCCUUAAUUACGAAAAUUGAAAGUGUCCGCAAUAUUGUUCGUAAAUACCUUAAUCAGUUCAAAACAAUAACAUUGUAAUUCGGGAGGUCCUAUAAGAAUGCAUAUGUUACGGGGCUGCACGGACUCGUCACUUCCACCCACGUGACUCCAUUCGCCUUUCUUCGUGUAUCGUUCUUUAUGAACAUCAGUCAAGGUAAACAGUGUUUUAAAACUUGUCAAUAUAUUUAUAGAAUAAUGUUUACGGUAUAGACACGGGCAUCACUAUAUCUGUUGGAGGCUGAGGUGGUCGUGUGGUUAAGGUGUCCUCGACACAUUAUCACUAGCCCUCUACCUCUGGGUUGCAAGUUCGAAACCUACGUGGGGCAGUUGCCUGGUACUGACCGUACGUCGGUGGUUUUUCUCCAGGAUACUCUGGCUUUCCUCCACCUCCAAAACCUGGCACGUCCUGAAAUGACCCUGGCUGUUAAUAGGACAUUAACAAAAAAAAAAACAAUCGCUUAUCUUAAACCUAUUUCACUAUUUAUAAGAAGAAACAAUGGUUUAAUGAGUAUAAAAUCUACAGUAAUAGUUGCUUAAAUUGUUUAUUAUUUCAAAAAUUCAUUUAGCAGAGAGAGGUCUUGAAAUAUGUUAUCUUAAGUUUUCAUUGUCUUAGAUAAAUUUUUGUGAGGCUUAAAAUUGGAUCAUGUGCUAGUCUGCUCUGAAUUCCCAGAAGCUAGUGAGUUUUGAGUCUUUCUCAUGGAAAAGAAGGAUUGGCCAAUAUAUAAGUGUGUAAUGUGUUGUGAGGAGAUUGAAUGUGAAGUAUGUGUUAUGGGAUAAUGUGUGAUAAAUGCCAAAAUUGAUGAACAUAAAAAGAUAAGUACAUGUAUGUUUAUAUACAGAAUAAUCCUGGAUUCAAUAUUACCAUGUUUUAUGUGAAAAUAAAAUUUAAAGAUUCAA
Molecule: messenger RNA, 2950 nt
Organism: Pecten maximus
Lineage: Eukaryota; Metazoa; Mollusca; Bivalvia; Pectinida; Pectinidae
Product: biogenesis of lysosome-related organelles complex 1 subunit 5-like
Exons: 5
Coding region: 77-553 (158 amino acids)
Cellular component (GO): BLOC-1 complex; transport vesicle
Source: RefSeq, a predicted model, not a curated record